AUGGAACAGUUCCCGAUGUUCCGGCUGGCCACGUUGCUCGCGCGGCAGGUCAGCGCGCCCAUCGCCAACAGAAUCAAAGAAUACGCGAGCAGGCACCCCUGGUUCAGCAAACAUGUGUGCAUGGCGGUGGGGCAACUGCACAACACUGCGCAGUUGCGCUUUAGGAUGUGGACCCUGGCGCUUCGGCAGCCGAAGGCGGUAACGCCUCUUUCUGACUCGGCCGCACUGGAAGCCGGCGGCAACAUACUCGGUGAAAUUGUUAUAUUUUUUCUGGGAUCGCUAAUUAUAAUUUUAGAGGUGAACAGACAAGCUAACAAUCAGGAAGAUAAGGAGCUGAAUAUACAGUCGCAAUGGAUGGCGGUGUUAGACCAGCUGGAGGAGCUACAGCGAGAGCUGCGCCUGCAACAGGAGGACAUUGACCGACUAUUCGCCGAGUUGCGCGACUUCGCACCACACCUGUUCCCGCCUGUGCCCACAGAGCCACCAAACUUGACACCGAAGCUCUCACUCAACACACCUGAUCAUGCAGAAGAAAACAAACCUAACACAUCUGCUUAG
Molecule: messenger RNA, 558 nt
Organism: Arctia plantaginis
Lineage: Eukaryota; Metazoa; Arthropoda; Insecta; Lepidoptera; Erebidae
Source: the annotation of a GenBank genome assembly